Messenger RNA from Phodopus roborovskii (desert hamster), 2909 nucleotides. RefSeq names its product tribbles pseudokinase 2 (gene Trib2). Bases 1 to 1032 code for a protein of 343 amino acids. Gene Ontology annotation, cellular component: nucleus. The record is from RefSeq and is a predicted model, not a curated record. Lineage: Eukaryota; Metazoa; Chordata; Mammalia; Rodentia; Cricetidae. Gene Ontology annotation, molecular function: ATP binding; mitogen-activated protein kinase kinase binding; protein kinase activity. The transcript is spliced from 3 exons. Gene Ontology annotation, biological process: protein phosphorylation; regulation of MAP kinase activity; positive regulation of proteasomal ubiquitin-dependent protein catabolic process.
AUGAACAUUCACAGGUCUACCCCUAUCACAAUAGCGAGAUAUGGGAGAUCGCGGAACAAAACCCAGGAUUUCGAAGAGCUGUCGUCUAUAAGGUCCGCUGAGCCCAGCCAGAGUUUCAGCCCGAACCUUGGCUCUCCGAGCCCGCCCGAGACUCCGAACUUGUCGCAUUGCGUUUCUUGCAUCGGGAAAUACUUACUGUUGGAGCCUCUGGAGGGAGACCACGUUUUCCGCGCUGUGCAUCUGCACAGCGGAGAGGAGCUGGUGUGCAAGGUGUUUGAGAUCAGCUGCUACCAGGAGUCCCUGGCCCCCUGCUUCUGCCUGUCUGCCCACAGCAACAUCAACCAAAUCACAGAAAUCCUCCUGGGGGAGACCAAAGCCUAUGUGUUCUUUGAGCGGAGCUAUGGAGACAUGCAUUCCUUUGUCCGCACUUGCAAGAAGCUGAGGGAGGAGGAGGCAGCCCGACUGUUCUACCAGAUUGCCUCAGCCGUGGCCCACUGCCACGAUGGAGGGCUGGUGCUGCGUGACCUCAAGCUGCGGAAAUUUAUCUUCAAGGAUGAAGAGAGGACUCGGGUCAAGCUGGAGAGUUUGGAAGAUGCUUACAUUCUCCGAGGUGAUGAUGACUCCCUCUCUGACAAGCAUGGCUGCCCAGCUUAUGUCAGCCCAGAGAUCUUGAACACCACUGGCAGUUACUCUGGCAAGGCUGCGGACGUGUGGAGCCUAGGGGUGAUGCUGUACACCAUGUUGGUGGGGCGUUACCCUUUCCAUGACAUUGAGCCCAGUUCCCUCUUCAGUAAGAUCCGCAGGGGCCAGUUCAACAUUCCAGAAACUCUGUCGCCCAAGGCCAGGUGCCUCAUCAGAAGCAUCUUGCGGCGGGAGCCCUCAGAGCGGCUGACCUCGCAGGAGAUUCUGGACCAUCCUUGGUUUUCUACGGAUUUUAGCGUCUCCAAUUCGGGAUUUGGUGCUAAAGAGGCAUCUGACCAGCUGGUGCCAGAUGUCAACAUGGAGGAAAACUUGGACCCUUUCUUUAACUGAGCUCAAGGCCCAUGGACACUUAGCAGGUACCAGGAGCAAGAGAGGGUCCCAGGAAGGAGUUCUGGGACACAGGUGGCCUGGCUGGGAAGCAAGAUGGACACUUGUCUUUACACAUUUCUUGGUUGAGGGGGGAAUGCCUUCCAGGAGCUGACCGAACACUUAGCAUGGGAACAAGACUUGUGGGAUGGGGGUUGGGUUUAGAUGGUCGGAAGCCCCUCCCCUAAGUUUCUCUUCCCUGGGGUAGCCUGAGAGUCCCCCUUGCCAACUGGGCUACUUCAUCUACCCCACUUUUCAUUUUGUUCAGAAAUAGUUGGAGAUCUCGAUAGAAUUGACACUCUUCUGCCUCAAACAUAUACCUUGGCAUUGCACUGUUAGCAUUAACUUCUUGUUAUGAUUCAGGGAAGGGACAAUUGAUUGAAGAUUUUUUAAAAACAGGCCAACCACCUAUGUAAUAAUUAAUGGGAAAAACUUAAAAUAUUAAUAAUAAUUCGGUGCACACAGACUGACCUGAAACCUGGGUGCUAAGCUAAAAGAAAAUGAAAGUUCCAGUUGUUGUCUCUCAUUCACACUUUUCAACUCAUUUCUUAAAAUAAAUGAUUUCCUAUUCUGGCUAGGAAGUGACAUGUUAAUGCUUUGUUCCCUGAAGGGGGAGAGGGAAGGAAGGGGGCAUAUCUAUUCUGUGAUAGACAUUUCUGUUCUUCAUCAUUUGGUUUUUGUAGCAGGAAACAAUUAGAAGUCAAACUUCCAGAUGUGUUAUCAGGGGAAGGAGAAAGGAAAAGAGAAGAAUUAAACUCCUUUCUGGUUUUUGUUCUUUUGAAGGAAGAAGGUUCAUACUGUAGACAUUGCUUUUGGCUCUGAAUACAGGGAGGGGGUUCCAGACGGCAGUUGGGGGGAGCUCCUGGAGUCAGAUUUCAUUGAUGAUGCUGAUCUCAAUGUUUUGGUUUUGCUCUAUGGGAAACUAGUAAAAUGAGACAGGUUGUCCCAUGUGUAUAAAAUAUAGGGCAGCUAUUUCCUUUUCUUUGCUAAGAAUGAUCCUCUGGGCUUGGAAAAGCCCUCUGGUUUGAACAGAAGGGAUGAUAUAAAUACAAACAGCUCUCUGUCCCAAUACGCACCUUUGUAUUUUUCAAGAACUCUUGUAUUUAUUAAGGAAAAUGUCACAUUGUGAUGUAUUAAGCCAGUACUUCAAUUACGGGUCGACGGGAUGACAUGUUACAUGCUGUAGUUAACAUUUAUAAUUUUGUUUCCCUGUUUGAGUAAUUCUGUCCCUGAAGUAACCUUUCAUUUUGGCUCUCUCUAGAUAGCCUUAUUUGAUUUCGAGUGGCAAAAUGUUUUCCUUUUGUAUUCUGGCUUUUCUAUUGCUGUAUGAUACAGAACUCUUUUGGCAUAAAUAUUUGUGUUCCCAGUACCUCAGUCGUUUGGGUUUUACUGCCUGCAUAUGUUUUGUGAAAUGGUCCUGUUUUUGGGUAGGUAACACGUGGACUCUAGUAUGUAAAUGUUACUUGAAUCUGUGCUUCACUCUAGUAUGUGGCAUGUGUGUGCGGACUCUUGGAUGCUUCACGCCUACUCCACAGGAGCCCCUGUCCCCAGGAGGGUGGCUUCUCCAUUCAUAGUCAGGAGACAAAGCUGCCAUGGAUCUACCCUUGAUUCUAUUUUGAUAAUGGAAGAUGCAGAGAGAAGGUUUUUACACUCGGAAGAUGGUGCUGUGGCAAGAAGGACUUUUUAUCUUCCCUCUCCCCAUCUUGCAAGUACUGGGUGGGAGGAAAGAUUGGGAACAUGCAUGGUGGGGACUAAUGGCCUCUGGUGCUUUGUCCUGUAUUUGGUUUAAUGUUUUUGUCCUAAUCUCUUCAAUCAAUAAAAUUGUGCGUAUUUAACUAAAA